Megalobrama amblycephala (Wuchang bream) is the source of this 3862-nucleotide messenger RNA. It is a transcript of the gene kcnk12, whose product is annotated as potassium channel, subfamily K, member 12. NCBI's taxonomy places the organism in Eukaryota, Metazoa, Chordata, Actinopteri, Cypriniformes, Xenocyprididae. Bases 1325 to 2557 code for a protein of 410 amino acids. Gene Ontology annotation, molecular function: potassium ion leak channel activity. Gene Ontology annotation, cellular component: membrane. The transcript is spliced from 5 exons. The record is from RefSeq and is a predicted model, not a curated record. Gene Ontology annotation, biological process: potassium ion transmembrane transport; stabilization of membrane potential.
UUGCAGUCAAACUCAUCUACUGUCUUGGGACUCACACUUGGCAGUGGCAAUGGUGGCCACAGGUAAUUAUGCCAUCGAUUAAUUGUCAGAAAUAACAGACCCACCUCUUACAGUGCGCUCGAGCAGCUCUAUAGGGCGCGCGGCAGUUGUAGUAGCGCGUGCCGCAUCGCUUCCUCGUGAUUUGUGCGGAGUCUGUGGCAAAGCAAGGCGCGCUAGGGGCGCGACAUGGACUUACUGAGGAAUGGAAUCAACAUUUAUCAUUAUCGCGUUAUUGUCGACAAUUUUUACCUCAUCGUCGGCAAUUUUUACCUCAUCGUAGAUGUUUUUGGCGGUUUGUCGAAAAAGAGCGGGAAAAAGUGCAGCGAGCGCUCUUCAAUUCAACGUCUUCAGGAAAAACAAAGAUGAAAUAAGAUUUAAAAAAAAGCUUGCUUGUUGUUUGAAUUCAAGCAUUAAAACGGAAUAAAGGGGAUUUUUAUAUCCUUCUAAAAGACACUCGAAGUAGAAGAUAACAUUAUGUGUCAAAUAACGUGAAAAAAUAUAGUAUUUUUCUUGCUAUAUCGAUAAGGGGACGUAGCCUAAACCUGCCUUUUAAAGAAAAAAAUGUUUUAUGUAUAUUUCAAACGUUCACUGACUAUAGAUUUAAUCUAACUUUGUUAAACGUCAAGCUAGUAAAGUAACAAGCACUAUAGCUGUCCACAGUAGCCUAUUACUGUAGAGUAAAUCACCAUAGUAUUACUCUAGUGCGCACAGAUUUGAUCUGAAGCAGAUCAGCCUCAUUAGGACUGCGGGCUUCAAACAUCCCACAGCGAAUAGACCUGAUCUGAGAUCUGCCUCACAAAAAAGUGCAAGAAAUCCCCCUCAUAUGGUCGCUAAAUGUCUUUAUUUGCAUUUACCCCGCUGUGUCCUUCACUGAAGCAUAAAUUAAUGUGAUUCACGGGACGAGAGAUUUUGCGCAGCGACCCAAAGGAUGAGCUGGAUGCUUCAUCCGCAUCAUGGAAAAAGCAGGAGAACACACUGCUGCAUCCCUGCAUUAAAACCAAGGAGUCUUGGAAUUUCAUCGGCUGAGGAUUUUAGCCUGCAACCGAACACUUUAUAGAUGGAUUUAUGUGGAUAAACAACCCAUGGGAUGGAGACGGGGAGAACUACUUUAAUGAGCACGAGGAAGACUGGAGCGUCCUAAAGCAGGAGCGCGAGAGGAUUCGUGUCAUUGAAACAAUGGCAAAUGGAUAAAUUAAGCUGGAGGUCUUGGAGUGUCCUCGAGAAGCAGCUCUAGAGGAUCCAUGUCAUUGCAUUGGUCCACUGCGCCGGUGGUGCUGAAAUCUGGAUGAUGCCGGCGCUGCGACUGCAGGGCUGCCGCUCCCUUCACAUUAACGAAGACAAUGGGCGCUUUCUGCUGCUCGCCGUGCUCAUCAUCGUGUACCUGCUGUGCGGCGCUGCGGUCUUUUCCGCCAUCGAGAGCCCGUCCGAGCUGCGAGCGCACGGGCGCUGGAACCGGACCCUCCUGAACUUUAGCGACACGUUCAAUAUCAGUUUGCAGGAUCUGAGCUCCUUCCUAAAAGAGUACGAGGCUGCGAUUGCUGCUGGAGUUCGGGUCGAUGCUCUUCGACCCAGAUGGGAUUUUACUGGGGCGUUUUAUUUUGUUGGGACAGUGGUGUCCACUAUAGGAUUCGGGAUGACCACCCCUGUGACAGUAGCUGGAAAGAUCUUCUUGAUAUUCUACGGUCUGUUAGGUUGUGCGGCCACCAUCCUGUUCUUCAACCUCUUUCUGGAGCGCAUCAUUACCCUGCUGGCUGUGGUGAUGAAGGCUGUGCGUCUGCGGCGUUUGCGGACCAGCGGCCUCCUGCCGCCGGGAAUCUGCCAGGACUUUGCAGCCAGUACGCUGCCUGGUUGGAAGCCCUCGGUGUACCACGUGAUGCUCAUUCUGGGUUUAUCGGCCAUCGUGAUUUCCUGCUGUGCGUCGGCCAUGUACACUCCAGUAGAGGGUUGGGCGUACUUGGACUCGCUCUAUUUUUGUUUCGUCACCUUCAGCACAAUUGGUUUCGGGGAUUUGGUGAGCAGUCAGAGUGCUGCGUACGGCUACCAAAGCCUUUACCGGUUGGCCAACUUUCUCUUCAUCUUGGCUGGAGUGUGUUGCAUCUACUCUCUCUUCAACGUCAUCUCCAUCGUUAUCAAGCAGGUCCUCAACUGGAUGUUGGGGAAAAUGAGUUGCUUGUGCUGCCAGCGCUGCAACAAAGCGAACGCUUUCUUGGGACGACGCAACGCCAUCAGGCCCGGCUCGCGCCUCCGACGGGGACGCUUCGGGCAAACGCCGGACACGGACGGACCUUGCGAUAGUGACACAGAGGGCCGCAGGCUCUCGGGUGAGAUGAUCUCCAUGCGGGACCUGACGGGAUCCAAUAAAAUCUCAUUGGCCAUUAUGCAGAAACAGCUCUCGGAGUCAGCAAACGGAUAUCCCAGAACGGUGUGCGGAAGCUCACGGCAAAACGGCUUUUCCGGUGGAGUCGGUGCUCUUGGCAUAAUGAACAACCGAUUAGCAGAAACCAGUGACUCUAGGUAGAGGUAACCUUUGACUAACCAGGGGAUCUCUUGCCACUGUUUGAAAAAUUCAGCUGAGGGUUUUAACAUGAUGAGAUGCACCAAUGAGCUGAGCAGAGGAACUUCAAAGCCAAACUCUGUUGUUCCCCAAAGAGAAGAGGGGAGGAUCUGAAGAGAUGGAGUGAGACAGAGUGAAGGAGAAUAAAGUGAAGAAGCCCUGAGAGAGAGUAUGAGCCAUCUAUCAGCACAGAACUAGACUUCCAGCGGAGCUCAGAGCAAUCAUCUGCCGACCAAACGUUAGUGCCCUCAACCCCUCCUCUAUUAUCUUAUUAACACCGUCUGUAGAGUAAGGAAAAGUCAGCUUAGAUGGUGUUUGCUACACCUGCCCUUGACAUAUAGUUUGGAAGCCUGGUUUUCAAUAGAGGAAGUUUCUAUUCUUAUAGAACAAUGAAUGUGUUUACAUGCACAAUCCUACACUGAUUGUGCUAAAAAAAAAAAAACAGACAACGUGAGCUUAAUGAGAUUUUCAUGAAAUAAAGCAACAAAACGCUAGUAUGUGUGUUUACAUGUGAAGUGGAAUGGGUGUAAUUGGUAUAAAUCAGUUUUGCUUUAACCACUUCCAAGUUAAAAGAACACGUAAAGUUGUGGUCCUCUUCGGUCAAAAACGGCAGAAACAUUUUACGUUUUGAUUUUUAAUUUUUUUUUGCUUCAUCGGAAUGGGAUGAAACUUGGUGGCUUUUGUCGCAUUAGAUUUGUGAACACACAAAAAAAUCAUGGACAUGAUUCGGAUAUGUUAAAGGGUCAAAAAUAAAAAUAGUCACACUUGGCUCCUUCGUGGUCAAAAAUGACCGACAUAGGAAAUGAACUGGUGUGGCUGUAACAACAUGGUAAAAUUGAGCCAAAAGACUCAAAUAACGUGUUAAAAUCAGAUCAGAUCUAGAUUUAUUAAGCUGUGAUAAUACAUACUUGUUCAUUUUUGUUACAUUUUUAUUGUAUUUUGAUGUUAUGUGUACAUUUGUGUUCAGGUUUGAGUGUAGUAGAAUUAAUGCAAAAACUGACACUUCAAAUCAACAUUUCAAACAAACUUUGACAAAAAGUAGUCUUUGAGAAUGUCUAAGUAUAAAUCCAAAUAUACAGCUUAAUAAAAAUAAGUAUUUAUGUCUAAAAACCACUGGAGAAUUUAUAAGCCACUUUAUAUAGAACUAUAUAGGAAUCUAGUGGUUACACUACAAGGCAUUACAUAAGUUUUUCUUUUUUUACUCUCACCAGAUGGCACUAAUCUACCUUCAAAAAACUGGAUUUUAAAUGCCUUGUCUCUAUUUUAACA